Cololabis saira (Pacific saury) is the source of this 2766-nucleotide messenger RNA. It is a transcript of the gene tmc2b, whose product is annotated as transmembrane channel-like 2b. Gene Ontology annotation, molecular function: mechanosensitive monoatomic ion channel activity. Gene Ontology annotation, biological process: vestibular reflex; detection of mechanical stimulus involved in sensory perception of sound. The record is from RefSeq and is a predicted model, not a curated record. The transcript has 20 exons. The coding region runs from base 1 to 2766 and encodes 921 amino acids. Lineage: Eukaryota; Metazoa; Chordata; Actinopteri; Beloniformes; Belonidae. Gene Ontology annotation, cellular component: plasma membrane.
AUGCCUCCAAAAAGGAAAAACAGCACUAUAAUUAGGAUUGAAGAUGUUGGUAUGGACGUGGAUGCAGAGUCUGACAGUGGAAGUGAAGAUGAAGCCAGAAGAAGAAGUAGAAAUAGGAGAACUAAACCAAAACCUAAAGCCAAGCAGGUCAGUGAUGAUGAGGAGGAUACAGAGGAAGAGGACAAAGCACCAAGGAAACCAGAACGAAAGAAGAGGACCAAAGCCAGAGACAGUGAAGCCUCCAGGAAAAAAGCUGCUAAAGAGGAGAGCGAUGAUGAUGGUGAGGAAGACAGGGAAACAAAGAAAAAAACAGGGAGAGCAGUUUCGGAAAAGGAGAAAGAAGAGCAGAAUCAGGACAAGAAGGGAAAUGUUACAAAGAAAGAAGGGAAAAAGAAGGAGAAGAAGAAGAAUAUUGGGAAGCAGAGCAGCUCUUCUUCCUCUUCCUCUGAGUCUGAGGAAGAUUCGCUGUCUGAAGGAGAGCUUGCAGCCUUAAAGGAACAGGUAGAGGAGAAGAAGAAACUAAUCACCACAUUGAGGAACAAACCCUGGCGCAUGAAGAAGAGACUUAUUUUGUUCAAGGAGGCCCGGGAGUUUAUUGAGAAGUUUGAAGGGGCCCUUGGGAAAGGAAAAGGCAGGAAGCUGUAUGCAUUCAAAGUCAUGAUGACUAAGAAACUUAUCAAGUUUAAUCGAGACUUUGAGAACUUCAAAACAGCCUGUAUACCCUGGGAGAGGAAGAUUAAGGAAGUAGAAAGUCACUUUGGAUCAUCUGUGGCAUCUUACUUCCUUUUUCUGAGGUGGAUGUAUGGUCUAAAUCUGGUCCUGUUCGGGUUCAUGUUUGGCUUGGUGGUGCUUCCUGAGGUUCUUUUGGGGCUUCCCUAUGGCUCUGUUCCGAGGAAGACGGUGCCCAGAGAUGAACAGGACACGGCCAUGGACUUCUCGGUGCUCUUUGACUUUGGUGGUUACUGCAAGUAUUCCUUUUUGUUCUACGGCUACUACAAUGACGAGCGAACAGUCGGGUUUCUGCAGUUCAGACUCCCACUGUCCUACUUGCUAACGGGGGUUGGAAUAUUUGGAUACAGCUUGAUGGUUGUCAUUAGAACGAUGGCCCGUAACUCAAAUGAAGGAGGAGAUGGUGGAGCAGAAGGGGAAUUCACCUUCAGCUGGAAGAUGUUCACCAGCUGGGACUACUUGAUUGGAAACCCUGAGACUGCAGACAAUAAGUACGCCUCCAUUACAACCAGCUUUAAGGAAUCUAUCGUGGAUGAACAGGAGAAUCAGAAAGAUGAGAAUAUCCACCUCCAACGUUUCCUCAGGGUGCUUGCAAACUUCCUGAUCCUCUGCUGCCUUGGUGGCAGUGGCUAUCUCAUCUACUAUGUGGUGAAACGGUCUCAGGAAUUUGCUAAUAUGGAUCCAAAAGCUCUCUCGUGGUUUGAAAAGAACGAGGUGGAGUUUGUGAUGUCUCUGCUUGGACUGGUGUGUCCUUCUCUAUUUGAAAUGAUUGCAGAGUUGGAAGAUUAUCAUCCUCGUAUUGCACUUAAGUGGCAGCUGGGACGAAUCUUUGCUCUCUUCCUGGGAAAUCUUUACACCUUCCUCUUUGCCCUCUUUGAUGAUGUUACAGCCAAGUUAGAGAUGGAGAAGACAAUUAAGAAUGCCACUGAAUGGGCUUGGAAGGAGUACUAUGCCAACUACAGCUCCUACUAUAACACGACAGAUGUGCCUCCUAUGAACAUACACCCAGCUGAUGCCAUCAGAGGGCCCUGCUGGGAAACUACAGUUGGAAUAGAAUUUGUGAAGCUAAUUGUGUCAGAUGUGCAGGUGACAUAUUUGACUAUUCUGAUUGGUGACUUUGUACGAGCUCUCAUUGUCCGUUUCCUUAACUACUGCUGGUGCUGGGACCUGGAGGCUGGAUUUCCAUCAUAUGGAGAAUUUGACAUCAGUGGAAAUGUGCUGGGGCUUGUCUUCAACCAAGGAAUGAUUUGGAUGGGAGCAUUUUAUGCACCAGGUCUGGUAGGUCUGAAUGUGCUGCGUCUCCUGACUUCUAUGUAUUACCAGUCCUGGGCUGUGAUGGCCUGUAAUGUUCCUCAUGAACGAGUCUUCAAGGCCUCACGGUCCAACAACUUCUACAUGGGCAUGCUGCUACUUGUGCUAUUCCUAAGUCUGCUUCCUGUGGUCUACACCAUAAUGACCCUGCCCCCAUCCUUCGACUGUGGUCCAUUCAGUGGACAGGAGCAGAUGUAUGAUGUGGUUGUAGAGACGAUAGACCAGGAUCUACCUGCCUUCAUAGGAAACAUUUUUACAUAUGCCAGCAAUCCCGGACUCAUCAUGCCUGCCAUCCUCCUUAUGGUGUUGGCCAUCUACUACCUGAACACAGUGUCAAAGGGAUAUCAGCAAGCAAACACUGAUCUGAAAAGAAAGAUGCAAGUGGCUCGAGAAGAGGAGAAGAACCGCAGGAACAACAAAGAGAGCCAUAAUCAAGUGAUGAAAGACCUGGAGGAUCUGCUGCCAGACAAGUCUCUUGAUUCAACUACUGCUGAGGAGGAGCCAGUCACUGAUAUCAUGGAAAAGAACGGCAAGCCAACUAAAAUGAAGCCAGGUACAGCAGGGAAAAGUGUUGCUCUGCAAAAGGAGGUUUCACUGGCAACAGCAAACCCCAGAAGGCCAGUGACUCAUGCCCCUAAACCGAGAGGUGGGCCUCCAGGACACGUGAGAGAUCCUCAGCCCAGGCCAGGUAGAAGCAGAGGUCGAGGAACACCUUCUAGGAGAUGA